Dreissena polymorpha is the source of this 4736-nucleotide messenger RNA. Its product is annotated as adhesion G protein-coupled receptor L1-like. Gene Ontology annotation, biological process: negative regulation of angiogenesis; cell surface receptor signaling pathway; adenylate cyclase-activating G protein-coupled receptor signaling pathway. Gene Ontology annotation, molecular function: carbohydrate binding; G protein-coupled receptor activity. Gene Ontology annotation, cellular component: membrane. The transcript is spliced from 26 exons. The record is from RefSeq and is a predicted model, not a curated record. The coding region runs from base 75 to 2882 and encodes 935 amino acids. NCBI's taxonomy places the organism in Eukaryota, Metazoa, Mollusca, Bivalvia, Myida, Dreissenidae.
AUUACAGAUGCAUAUAAGGUUAUAUUCCUCUACAUUCCGGUGGAUGUUUAUUUGAAAUGUAGAUUUGCUUGUUAAUGAUGUAUUAUUUGGGAUAUAUACUUUUUGGCUUAUGUGUAACACGUGCUGACAGCACAGAUCCAGAUCCAGCAAAAUACUCGCCAAAUGAGCUGAAAAAGAAUUCGUUUGCGUGCGAGCACAGAUCCGUGAAUCUGCAGUGCCAGGAGGGUCUUAUCCGUGUGCUGUUCGCAAACUAUGGAAGAGCCAACCUGUACGUCUGCGGGAUGAAUGAUAUUGCCAGGGGCUGGAGCGUCAAUUGUAGCGCCAAUGACUCCAUACGCAUAGUUUCGGAAAGGUGCGAUCAUAAACGAUCAUGUGAUGUAAUCGCCUCAAAUGCCAUAUUUGGUGAACCUUGCCCAUCCACCGAUAAAUAUCUGGAGAUUGCAUAUUUCUGUUAUGAUGAUAAAUCAGCUAGAUGUGCUAAACCUGAAGGCGAUUUAGUCAAUAUCGAAAAGCAGUUCUAUGAUGACGGUGAGACCAUCAGUAUAACCAAUAGAAACUGUGAAGCUGGAUACCAUCCGAGUUCCGGUGACAUAACACUUGCCUGCAAAAGUGGACAAUGGUCGAAGGAAAUUAGCUGUGUGCCAGAUCCAGCAAAAUACCCGCUCACGCAGAAAACCAAAACGUUUGCGUGCGAGAACCGCUCGGCGAUCCUGCAUUGCAAGGAGAGUCUUAUCCGUGUGCUGUUCGCAAACUAUGGUAGAGCCAACUUGUACGUCUGUGGGAUGAAUGACAUUAACAGCAGGUGGAGCGUAAAUUGUAGCGCCAAUGACUCUAUGCGCAUUGUUUCGGAAAGGUGCGAUCAUAAACGAUCAUGUGAUGUAAACGCCUCAAAUGCCAUAUUUGGUGACCCUUGCUGGUUAACCCGAAAAUAUAUGGAGAUUGAAUAUUUAUGUUAUCAUGACAAAACACUUCUCCAAUGCGAAUCUGAUAUUGACUUCAAUAACGAAACUUGGCGGAUAGUUGCUGCAGGGUUUGUUGAAACCCACAACUGCUCAAACGGAUACAAGGGUAUAGUGACGAGGAAGUGUAAUGCAAAGGGGAUUUAUGAACAGCCAGUAUACAACUGCACAAAAGAGGCAAUACACGAUUUAUUGAAAAUGAUAAAAAUCACUACCGUUGCCGAAACAAUUGAAGGUUUGCGGACGGCAAUGCGGGCCAGCCCAGAUAAUGACAACACGACGGCUGAACAUCAGAAUAUACAUGUUGGUGAUAUCGAAGCGGCAACACAGAUUAUUCAGUUCAUUGUAAAUUAUAUCGAAAUUAAUACCUCCACGAUUGAAAAUGUGACGGAUUCAUUUGUUGAUGUGGUGGAUAACCUCAUAAGCGAGAGAGCCACUCAAUCGUGGGGCGCCCUUAUGGACAAGGGCGGUUCAGCAGCAGUGAUCAACGUAUUAGAUGAGUUUAUAUUUAAAGUUGCCAACAACAUAUCUGUGACGCAACAAAACCUGACCGUUGCAAAAGAAAACAUUCUUAUUGAAAUAGGCACUGUGGAUGAAUGUUCAAUGAUCAAGUUUCCGGAUACUGAGAAGAAUGGAAACCUUCCAUCUUGGACAAGCAAUCGACGCACCAGCAUUGAAGUUAUUUGUAGCGAAAGUGGCAGCCUAACAUUUAGUGGUUCUCUCUUUAGAAAUUUGUCUUCCAUAAUGUCAACAAGAAAUGAAAACGCCACGCACGUGGAGAUCAAUGCCCCGGUACUUGCUUUUACUAUCCACAAGUCCAGGAAAGAAAGUUCUGAACGGCUAGAUAUGACCUUAGUCUUCCAGCUAUUUAAGACUGGCUUAGAGAAGCCAUCUUGCUCUUUCUGGAAGAUGGGCAAUUCUAGUGAUCAAGGAUUCUGGUCUAGCGACGGAUGCAAAAUGGUAGAAUAUAACCAACAGUCAGGACGUGUGACAUGCUCAUGCAAUCAUCUCACAAGCUUUGCUGUCCUGAUGAGUCCAGCGACAAUCAUUGACAUGAUCCACCAUCAGGCUCUUAGUGCAAUAACAGUAGUGGGUUGCAGUUUGUCUCUCGGUGGUCUAUUUACAACUGCUGUCAUUUACGCUUGUUUCUGGAGGAUGGUUAAGUCAAACAGAGCAAUCUUGCUGUUAAACCUGUGUGGAGCACUAUUCUUUGCGUAUCUAGCGUUCCUCAUUGGAAUUAAACGUACUCAACCGAUGGGCGCUUGUACAUUCACUGCGGUAUUGCUUCACUACGUGUAUCUCGUGGCCUUUUUCUUGAUGCUGGCUGAGGGAGGCGAUAUUGCGUUGAUGGUUAUGAGGCCGCUUGCAAAGUGGAAUGUUAUCCCUUACUUCUUGGCUGGAGCAUAUGGUAUUCCAGCCAUAAUUGUUGGUAUUUCCAUGGGCGCGACACAGUUAGAUGGUUAUGGCAAUGAAAGAUUCUGUUGGUUGACGGUGGAGUCAGGUCUGUUUUGGGCAUUUGCAGGACCAGUUCUUGCCAUAGUCAUGGCAAACCUGAUAUUCUUGGUACUCGUGUUGAAAAAAUUGUUCGGAGUUUCAGCCAUGUCAAAGAAAACAGACGCUGAGAAAAUCAAGGCCGGUGUGCGGAGUGUUUUUAUUCUACUUCCCGUGCUGGGCCUCACCUGGGUGCUAGGUAUUUUUGCAGUCAACAAGGACACGCUCGUCUUCCAGUACUUAUUCGCCAUCUUCAACAGUGUGCAGGGGUUCCUCAUCUUUUUGGUGCAGUGUGUGUUUGAUAAGAAAGUACGCGACGCUCUCCGACAGAUCAAGGUCACAUGGUUCACGACUUCAGACGUUCGUACCGGGGACACAAACGUGGAUUCCACGCAGAAGUCGGCAUCUCGCAAUAUCAUUGCGUCGAGAUAGAAACCAAACAGUCAUCAAAUUGUCGGAAUACAGGACGACUAUGUGUAGGCGACUAGUUUAGAUGACUAUGUGUUUAAAUCGUUUUAUCAUUGCGAACUUUAUUUAUCUUCAAGCAAUAUCGUAUGUAUGAUGUGUAUUAUUGAGGGUUAUAUAUAACGCGUUUGAAAUCUACAUUGCACGAUGACAACGAUGGCAUUGUGUCUACAGGGCCGGAUUAAGCUUUUGGGGCCCAAGGCAGCACAUGUUACGCGGCCCCUUCCUUCUGGUCCCCUUCUGUAUAUUGAAAAUCAUACUUGAUAUUACAACUACAAAGAUCAGAAAACUUGCAUUUGUACACAUUUUACAGGUACACUAUAUAUAUAUAUAGCAAAACAAGUUUAACAAUAUAUACAUAUUUUAUGAAUUGAACUUAACGCACAUGAUACAUGUAACGGAUUCAAGCCUAUAAGUCUCUUCUACAACACUUCAGCAGGCCAAAGUCAUCGAUCAGCUGUGUGAAUUCUAGUUCUCGGAGGACUUAACAUUCAAUAGACAGUAGGCCUAAUGCUGUCAAAAUUUCCUGACUCGUUGUGUUCCUCAGAUAGUUUUCCACGCGUGAUUAUAUUGAAAUUAACCUCUCCCCUUGACAGUUGUUACCUGGCAUUGUUAAGUAUGUUCGUACAGCGAUGGCAACGUUUGGGAAAGUUGUAUGUAAUUGACCUCCAUCUAAUUUCAUCAGAUCACUCAUUUGGGUGAUGAUUCUGUCUUGGUCCGCUUCUAAGAUGGCUUUGAACUGAACGAGCUCGUCAACAAAAGACGCCGCAAUGUCAUCUGGAUAAGCCUUCACUUGACUUUAAGGAAUGGUACGUGAACAAAAUUGUGCAUCUUAUAAACUUAUGGUAAAUUGAGCUUGAAAACCGUGACACGGUUUUAACAACAUACUUAAGCCAGUAUUUGGCUCUUCUACCAUUGGACAUACAUCAGAGGCACGAUAACAGAAAGAAGAAGCGUUUUGCUACAUAUCUUAAGAGGCCCGCCACUGGUGCAUCCAGAUAGCACAGUAAAUCAAAGCGAACUUAACGGUCCAGAUGUUGUCAUGACCAUAUGGGAAAGUCGUAUAAUAAACAUAGAAACAAAUGGUUCUUAAUGUAUAUACAACACAGACAGAACAUUUAUAGCACAGUAAAUCAAAGCGAACGACACAGUAACCAUUGGCUAUACAUCGGGAAACUGGUAAAAUUACACAAAAAAUUUUUUCUGCAAUCCCGAUGGAGUCGUCAAAUGGCGUAAUAAAUAAAGAUCAUAAUUUUGGAAACUGGCCUACGAUUGGCCAAACUGAAACCUUGUCAGCCUAGGGCUUAAUCCGGCACUGUGUGUCUACAUAGAAACAAAGCAAACAUCUUUAAAUGUAUGACAGCAGAAAAACUUCAAGUCGUAAUAUAGAUAUUUUAAUACGCUUUUAUAUAAUCAUUGUGCAUUAUUUGCAACUGCAUGGACAUUUGCAUUUUAAGGCUUAUCAAAAUAUAAUUUGGCUUUGAUUGAUACAUUAUUUCCUAGGACGCUCGACAUGACAACACACGCUGUAUACAACUUUGUAUGAUAACAAUCAUAACAAAGUUGUCCUGUUAAUGCUGCGAUAGAUUUGCAAACCUGUCUUCCAGUAGAUUAUUACGAUAGGCGUGUAUCUAGAAUAAAAAUGCUGAUUUUUUAUACAUUGGAUACGUUUUAGCGCUAGCCAUUGGAACGUUAAUGUCUAUAUAAUGUAUUUGAUAUUUUAUUAUUCCUUAUAAAUUACAUAAAAUAUAAUGUUUUCUUAUUUAAUGUAUUUACUUUUAAUAUUGUCUGAUAUAGUUUUGCAUGAAUAGUAUUGUUCUU